Messenger RNA from Lingula anatina, 602 nucleotides. RefSeq lists its product as uncharacterized. The record is from RefSeq and is a predicted model, not a curated record. NCBI's taxonomy places the organism in Eukaryota, Metazoa, Brachiopoda, Lingulata, Lingulida, Lingulidae.
AUGGGGGAUACUCCGUGAAGAUCGGCACACUGUUCCUGCGGUUUACAGAUAUUUGCGCCGAUCACAUUCUUCUUCCAGUUUCAGCCAACGUUAAGAUGAAGGUUCUGUGUGUUGCUGUACUUUGCCUUGUCGCGACAUUCGCCUCCGCCAAGUCUCUUGACGAGAGAGUGGCCCGCAUGUUGAUGGAAGAUGAAGAAUUCAAGAGGGGUCUCAAGUCAACAGUUUGCAACGCCAUCGAGAACGUCAUCAACAAUUUUGCCCCUGAUCUUAUCAAGUUCGGCUGCAACAACGUGGACGAAAAUGCUAUCUGUGGUCUGGUAGUGAAUGCCGUCGGCGGCUAUUUUGGCGCGACCAAAGCAACAUGUAAGCUGAUCAUUCCCGACAGUCUCAUGAAGAGCCUGCAGAAUCAGUGUAGGCAACUCGGCAGCUUUAACAACGUGAACGUCUGCUAGACGGGCAAAGCCGACCGGCAAAAUAUCAGCGCGCUUCUACAUUUAAAUUUGUGCAACAUUUGCUGAACUGUUUGGGAUGGAAGACAUAACGAGUUGAAGUGCGAACGACUACAGUUAUAUAAAAGAUCACUUUAAUUUUGGCGGCCAUUU